AUGUCGGCACCUAUGGGCCCUAUCCUUCAACAGAUCGCAACUCUCCCUGCCCGCUCGAGGCAGGGUCUGAGUAACUUGCGUCAGCGACUGUUCCAGCAGGGAGAGAGACAGCCCAAGGAAGCCAACCUCCUGCGAACUUCCCUCAAUGUUCACCGUCCAGUCUGGGUAACCGCUGGUGGCGGCAUGUACACCAGCAUGGCCGCAGUUUAUCUCACACUUCGCUACAUGAAACGCGUGGUGCGGUAG
Molecule: messenger RNA, 246 nt
Organism: Penicillium salamii
Lineage: Eukaryota; Fungi; Ascomycota; Eurotiomycetes; Eurotiales; Aspergillaceae
Source: the annotation of a GenBank genome assembly